Molecule: messenger RNA, 1338 nt
Organism: Candida tropicalis MYA-3404
Lineage: Eukaryota; Fungi; Ascomycota; Pichiomycetes; Serinales; Debaryomycetaceae
Exons: 1
Coding region: 1-1338 (445 amino acids)
Source: RefSeq, a predicted model, not a curated record
AUGUCGUUUAAAGAUUUUGAUGAUGACUAUUUAGUCUUAUCACCUCAACUACAUCAACAACUACAGCCUUCUUCAAUACCCCUGGAUUAUGGUAAUUUCAAUACUACGUCAAUAACUGCCAGUAAUUCAAAACCACAAAGAAGAACGUCAAAUUUCUUUCCAACUAAUGAAAAUGCAGGGGUAUCCACUCCCAAUAUUCAGUUAUCUUCGGAUUGUUUUAGCUUUCAACCGAUUUCAAAUUCAUCAUCAACUAUGACUGAGACACAACAGCAACAACUGAAUAAUAUUUCGUCAUCAAAUUCACACUUCAUUGCAUUUCAUAAUCAUAACGUGAAGUAUAAUGAAAAUCCAUUAAGUCCAUUUUACAAUAAAGCUCAUUCAGUAGCAACAAGUACAUUAACUUCACCAGUGUUGAACACAUUCAAUCAACCUACAUUUAAUCGACUCGAUACAAAUGGAGACAGUUUGAGUAAUAAUUUUGGAAAUCUAUCUAUUCAAUCAUUAUCAACUACAGUAAAUACCAACCCCACAGUAAACACAACAACGUCAACAACAUCAGCAACUUCAUUACCGCAAACUCCAACACAACACCAAUCACUACCUCAGACGCCGCAACAAAGAUUCAACGGAUUUAUGAUUUCUAAUGCAAAUUCUACAUCUGGAAAUACCAAUAAUACGUCUACAACUGCUACUACACCAACAACAACAGUAAGUGAUUUUUCAUUACAACAACCAGCUCUAUCAAUUUGGAAUAAUAGUAUCAAUAAUAGUUUUGAAAUUGAACUCCCACAACUGGUUAUGAAACGAGAAAAUAGGUAUCUGAACAAAGUAAACAAUCCAGUAUUUAUACCCAGUGGACCCAAAAUACCAGAGUCUAAUAUUGUGGAAGAAUCAGAAAUACUUUCAGCAUUUACAGAACAAGCUAUUGAGGACGAUGAUGAGGAUGAAUUUGGUCACAACCAAGAAGAUAAGGAACCAGAUAAUAAACCAGUCAAACAUUUACCAUCAGAAUCCAAUGAAUCAGACCAAGAUAUUGAUUGUCCAAGAAUUAAAUUUCCUGAGAAAGUUCCAUAUACAUCAAAGAAUGAUUAUUUUAUUCAAGAUAUGGUCAAUUAUGAUUUGACUAAUCGAUACAGUGAAGGUUAUAGUACGACAUUUUAUAAGAGGAAUAAACAUGGAUACAUGUUUAUUCGAGAAUCUACCAAUACUUUACAUGUUCAUCAAAACUCGUGGAUUCAAUUGAAAAUCAAAUUACCUGUGAAUAAUCAUAAGAAGUUAUUAAUCAAGAAAUUAAAAGUUGAUAUCAAAGAAUUACCUAUUUGGAAACCUAAAGCUUGA